Messenger RNA from Tetranychus urticae (two-spotted spider mite), 1175 nucleotides. The record is from RefSeq and is a predicted model, not a curated record. Lineage: Eukaryota; Metazoa; Arthropoda; Arachnida; Trombidiformes; Tetranychidae.
GAAACUGCUUUCUGAUUAAUAUAACUCGAUAUACUAGUAUAACAAGUAUAAAUCAUUGACAAAAACACCUUGAUAUUUUCGUUAAUUAUCGUAACUCACAUCCAAAAUGGCUUUUAAAUUGUGCCUUUGUCUUCUAUUCUUUGUACCAUUAAUGAGCGCUCAAAGCUCUAGUGUAGCUACUUCAGUUGCCUUCAAUGGUGAAGGUCCACCACAACCACCACAUUUUGGUGCCGAAGGUGAAUUCACUGGACCUGGUGGUUUCAACAGUCAACAGUCAAGGAAGUUUCGGAAGUUCCCUUGGAUUUGGAGGUAAUCAAGGCAGUCGUGGAGGCUUUGGUGCUUCAAGUGGCUUCGCAGGCCAAGGUGGUCAAGGCUUUGGAGGCUUUGGUGGUUUCGGUGGUCAAGGAGGACCCGGUGGACGAGGAGGUCAAGGAAACUCAGGUUUCAGAGGACAAGGUGGUUCUGGUGGCUUCGGUGGCUUCAGAGGUCAAGGUGGCUCUGGAGGUUUUGGAGGUCAAGGUGAAUCCAGUAAUUUCGGCGGUUUCGGUGGCUUUGGAGGCCAGGGAGGACCUGGUGGACGAGGUCAAGGCAGACCUGGAGGAUUUGGAGGCCAAGGUAGCGCUGGUGGCUUCGGAGGUCAAGGAGGACCUGGUGGACGAGGUCAAGGUAGACCAGGAGGAUUUGGAGGCCAAGGCUUCGGAGGUCAAAGCUUCGGAGGACAAGGUUUUGGAGGACAAGAUGGACAAAAUGGACAAAAUGGAAUGAAUGGACAAGCUGGAAUGAGUGGACAAAAUGGAAUGAAUGGACAAGAUGGUGGUUUUGGAGGUCGAGGCCAAGGAGGCCCAGGUGGAAUGGGUGGACGAGGACAAGGUGGUUUCAGAGGCCAAGGAGGUUCAAGAGGCCAAGGAGGAAUGGGUGGCCAAGCUGGUGGUUUUGGUGGCCCUGGUGGACAAGCUAGUUUCAGUGGUCAAAUGUCUGGUCCUGGUUUUGGACUUAGUGCUAGUACUGGUGCCCGAACUACUAGCACUGGAUCAUCUGGUGCCUCAGCCUCUGGUAGAGCUGCAGUUAAGGCCGUUGUCUAAGUUAAGACUCAAAGGGCUUAAAAUGGUUUUCUGUGGUGAAAAAUAUCUGUGAUCUUCAAGUUUCCUUUGAAAAUUAAAAAUCUUUAUAUAAAA